Molecule: messenger RNA, 1155 nt
Organism: Uranotaenia lowii
Lineage: Eukaryota; Metazoa; Arthropoda; Insecta; Diptera; Culicidae
Exons: 5
Coding region: 1-1155 (384 amino acids)
Molecular function (GO): nucleic acid binding; zinc ion binding
Source: RefSeq, a predicted model, not a curated record
AUGACCCUCAUCAGAGAAGGAACGUGGCGUGGCGUUCAACCGUUCGAAAACCAGGAAGUGGAUCCGGAAAUGAGCGAACAGGAGCUGGCGACGAUUUGCCUGUCGUUAGAGAAGAACAACUACAGCAUCCUGCAGAAGGCAACCGGCGCGAGAGACGCAUGGGAUCGCUCCCAUGUCAGAGGGCGUUCCAAGAUAACGGUCUUCUUCGAAGGUCAUGGUUCCAUUGAAUACUACGUGGACGAACUGGUGACAACGGCGAAUAAUCUUUGCGAGAUCGGAUUUGAGGUGAACGACCAGUGGCUUGGGUCGUUGCCACUCAAGGGGCUCCCAUCGUAUUACAGUCUAAUGAUUAUGGGACUCCAGCACCUGGGAUUGAACUUACAGGUUCUACAGGAUGUCAAGUGGCCGAUAGAUGGCGCUCAAAUCGAAGAAGCACUUUUCACGAAGCAGAAGCAAAGGCGACCGAACAGCGGCGUUGGAUUCAAGAGAGAAAAACGGUGUUUUUCUUGCGGAGGUCUUGGCCAUUUCGCUGCUGAUUGUCCCCAGCAGGUGAAGCAAAGCAACAAAACGAAAUCGAAGAAAGCUCUGGUUGCUAUGUUGGCCGUUCGAAAAGCAAGUUGUCACAUGGCGAGGAGCACAGCGAACUUCAAGAGGUUGGAGACUUACGAACAAUCGGUGGACACGGCGAACAACCAAAGCAUGAUGUCAGACGCCAAAGGGUUGGUGAAUCUCGAACUAGCAGAAGGACCAAUCGAAUUUCGAGAUGUGGUGCUUGUUCCAGAUUUGGCAACCAAUCUUCUCUCAAUCGGCUGCAAGGUGGAAGACGACGACAACGGCGCAAUUAUUGCAUCCGGUACUGAAGUCGACGGUCUGUACAAAUUGAAUCGCAAGCAUGGUGAUGAGAUGUCGUUUUUAACAACUGAAGCAAGUAUCUGGCACCGACGGCUUGGUCAUCUGAACCAGAAAAGUAUGCGGAAGCUCGAAAGCAUGACCAAAUGGAGUUUCCGAACGGAUGAUCCGAACACUCGUCGAGAAGGCCAGGAAAAUGAUGAACGAUGCCGGGUUGGACAAACGUUUUUGAGCGGAGGCCGUGUCAACCACGGCAUACUUGGUCAACCGAAGUCCUGUCAGUCAACUGGAAUCGAUGACUCCUGA